This is a messenger RNA of Branchiostoma belcheri (Belcher's lancelet), 3122 nucleotides long. Its product is annotated as malignant fibrous histiocytoma-amplified sequence 1 homolog. Lineage: Eukaryota; Metazoa; Chordata; Leptocardii; Amphioxiformes; Branchiostomatidae. The coding region runs from base 348 to 3122 and encodes 924 amino acids. Gene Ontology annotation, biological process: signal transduction. Gene Ontology annotation, molecular function: protein binding. The transcript is spliced from 6 exons. The record is from RefSeq and is a predicted model, not a curated record.
UCAAUUCCAUCAAAGUUCUCUGGUGCUCUUUAGACUAGCAUUCUCUGGAUGCUAUCUUGGAAGAAAGACAUUAGACAUUGGACUUAGCUGUCUCCUUUGAAGACUUUGGCUCUCUCUGUCCUUCCGUCUUGACUUGAGACCGUUUGCUUUCGUCUUCUUCUGUCUUCUUCUGUCUUCUUCUCCUUGUCGGGUCCGUUUUGCCUUUCUCUGUUCUCCUGAACUUGCUGAAGGCCACUUCUUGACACCAUGUUGCUUUUGCACGUCAGGAAUCACCACAGAUUCAGUGCAUUUCCAGUUGGUUUAUUCUACGUGCUGUGUUAGUAGGUACAGUGCUCAAUGCCGUCCAGAUGGUAAAGAGAUCGAGUCUCUGGUCUCAGCGUUACUUGGCAGGAUGGGCUAUACUAUUACAAUGUGUAGGGGUGUUAUCUGUAUUCUUACUUCGUGUAACAAUGUCAAGUAACAAGAUUUCUUCCCUCCCUGACAUCAUAGGCAGUAUGUCGCAGGUGAGAUCCCUGAAUUUUGCCCGUAAUUGCAUCCAAGUCCUUCCCCAAACCAUCUGCGACCUUUCCUUCAUAGAAGAGCUGAACUUUCUCCAGAACAAAAUCGCAAAGCUACCCUCGGGUAUCAGUCAUCUGACCAGACUACGGUCGGUCAACUUUGAAGGAAACGCCUUGUCAACUUUUCCUUCAGAAGUGUGUGCUAUCUCUUCUUUAGAAGAAGUUAACUUCAACAAUAAUCACAUCGAGUUCCUUCCUGUGCACAUCAGCAACUUAAAACGUGUCCAAGCACUUCGCCUCUCCAACAACAGAAUCCCGUCCCUCCCCAACUCCAUCUGUGAGCUGACGGAACUGGAGACCUUGACCCUCAUGGGGAACAAGCUGACAGAACUUCCGCUCAUGUUCGACUCUUUACGGAACCUGCAACAUCGAAGCAUCGACAGCGGGCUGGACUUGUUUAACAACGAGAUGCAGAUGCCGCCUCGGCAUGUCUGCGACAGCGGCGUGGAGUCCGUGUUCCAGUACCUCCGGGAAAUCCGACGGACGAGACCUGUGGAGGUGAACAGGCGUAAGAUCUUAGUCUUUGGGGAAUCGGGCGCCGGGAAGACGAGUAUGAUCCACGCGAUGCUGAACGGACGGUCCAGACUGGCCCUGCCUGACGAGCAGACGCACGUCCUGGAGCAGCACAUGUGGACGGUGGAAGGUGAGAGGUUCCAGGUGAAUGACUUCGGGGGGCAGCAGAUGUACCACGUCACCAACCAGCUCUUCUUCACCAGGAACGCCGUGAACGUGCUGGUCUUCGACAUGAACCGGUACGGCGCGGCGCGGUAUAACCGGGACGUGGGGGACUGGGUGCAGGCGGUGACCGCCCAGGUACCGGACGCCGUCCUCCUGCUAGUGGGAACUCACAGCGAUCUCUGUACAGCCGCAGAAAUACAGAGGAAAAGGGAGGAAAUCCUGGCUACCAUGCGACAAAGGGAGAACACCGUGAUUGAAGACAUCAAGGAAGAGAUAUUCAAACUGAAGGAGGCACUAGAUGGCAAGAGGAACGGGCUUUUUGCUGGUCACAACAGGUUCGCAGGCAUGAGCACAGAAGAACUUACGGAAUGCCACACCCUUCUGCAGCGUAGACUAACAUCCCGGCCAGUCCUCCCACAGGAGAUGAUAGUCGUAAGCUCUGCUGACAGUUUAGACGGCAUCCCCCUGUUGGUACACACUGUCCUGCAGUGCACACAGAAUCCGCAGCUCUUCCCUAAAACCGUUGUGCCUGAGUCCUGGGCAGAUCUGGAGAGGCAGCUCACCGAGUCCAGAAGCGGUCCCGAACACUUCCUUACCUACGAGCAGGUGGUACGGAUGGCAGGGGACUUCGGUCUGACCGAAGACAGGCUGAUCCCAGCACUGAGAUACUUGCACCUUGUGGGAGAAAUCUUGUGGUACGAAGACAACGUGAUGUUGAAGGAGUACGUCUUUCACAAACCCUCCGACCUGAUCGACAUUUUCAAGGCGAUCUUUCGCCACGACAUCGAAGACUUCCUGACAUACGGGAAUGACGUCUUCAAGCGAGUCGGACACAUGACCAAACAGCAGUUCCGUCUGGUCAAGUCCCGCUUCCUGAAAGGAGGCCAGAUGUCUGUGGGUCUGCUGAGGUGUUUUCUGUGGGGCGUGUGUGCAGACCACCAGAGUCUGUCGGUGGUGGUGGGUCUGCUGAAGAAGUUUGAGCUGUGUUACCAGCUGCCUGAGUCUGAGGCCACCCCGGGGCUGACCGGCCCCUCAUCCCUCCUGUUCCUGCCCUGGUACCUGUCCUACAAGGAGCCGUCCAACCUGCACAAGAUGUGGCCAACAACCGUUCCUGAUAACUACAGUCAGCUACAGGUGAUGUACCAGUUCCCCAGUGUCAGCCCCUGUGGCCUGUUUGAGCGGAUGUUGGUGAGACUACAGCGUCACGUCAUUAGGAGGGAAGACUGGAAGGACGGAGUGGUGGCCAGCAUCAGGAACCAGACCGUACUACUCAGGAGAACCGCGGGGGAUGAGGACUGCUGCGAACUCAACUUGUACGUACGGGGAGAAGAGCUGACCGCGGUGUGGACCAUCCUCCUCCUGCUGCACACAGAGAUGACGUCCCUCCUGUCCCAGUGGCCAGGUGUGCGCCACCAGGUGUUCCUGGUCUGCAGCCACUGCACCUGCCGAGGCCUGGCUGACCCGCACUGCUUCUUCGGGGAGGUCCUGGACAGGCCCCGCCCGGCCGGUGUGAGCCGCCUGCCCUGUCCUAACGCAGAUGAUGAGGAGGUGGUGGAUGUGGCUCUGGUGUACCCUCCUCCUGAAGCCCUGGAGGGGGUUCUGCAGGAGGGAGACCUGAGGACCGCCCUGAUGGAGGCUGCCCAGCAGCUCGGCCGGGAUGACUGGCGCAGGACCGGGCGGGUUCUGGGGCUGGCAGAGGCAGACCUGGAGGAAAUUCAGCAUGAUUUCCAGACACUCAGGGAGAUGAAGUUCCAGAUGCUGUUGUCGUGGCAACGGAAGGCAGGAGAAGACGCCACGCUGCAGACACUGAUGGCCGCGCUGGGAGGCCAGGAAGUAGGAAGAAAAGACAUAGCUGACUCGAUCGCUGCUAAAUACUUCUGUAGAUAG